Penicillium bovifimosum is the source of this 357-nucleotide messenger RNA. RefSeq lists its product as uncharacterized. The coding region runs from base 1 to 357 and encodes 118 amino acids. The record is from RefSeq and is a predicted model, not a curated record. NCBI's taxonomy places the organism in Eukaryota, Fungi, Ascomycota, Eurotiomycetes, Eurotiales, Aspergillaceae. The transcript is spliced from 4 exons.
AUGUCCGAUCUCGAUCAGGAGUGGAAGCCGACUAAGAUUCGUCCUCAGUCGACCAUGGCGCAAGCUUUCUCCACAGCAUUGGACAGCGCAUUCAUGCUGGACUCAGAUGUCGACAAUCUUUCGCAAACCAUCGACCAGAAGAAGCAUAUGAUGAUGAUCCAGACCCGCGAGUUGGAAGAGCUGCAGAAUCGAAUCCGGGAGGCCGAGAGACUCCUUCAAGCCCGACAGAACAGGGAUGCCAACGCCUCGUCCCAACCCAGCCAGGGACAAGACCAGUCAGCUGCUUCCCUAGAAGGACCCAACAGCGAGCAGCAGCCUGAGCAAUCUGAACAAUCUGAGCAGCGAGGGAACAACUGA